AUGAUGUUUGCAGGCAGCUGCUAUGUGACUAUCAUGAACCCCACAGUCUGCAGGAGUCUUGUAUUUUGUUCUUGGGUAGCUGGCUUAUUUAUUUUAAUUCCCCCACUUAGCUUCGGACUAAAGCUGGAGUUCUGUGAUUCUAAUAUCAUUGAUCAUUUCAUCUGUGACGCUUUCCCUCUCCUCAAAAUCGCGUGUUCAGGCACGUGGUCCAUGGAGCAGACAGUCCUCAUCUGUGCUGUGUUGACUCUCAUCGUAACACUGGUGUGUGUUGUUCUCUUCUCCGUUUAUAUUAUCAAGACAGUUCUUAGAUUCCCUUCUGCCCAGCAAAAGAGGAAAGCCUUCUCUACCUGCUCUUCCCACAUGAUUGUGGUUUCCAUCACCUACGGCAGCUGCAUCUUCAUCUACAUCAAGCCUUCGGCUAAGGAGGAGGUGGCCAUCAACAAGGGUGUAACAGUUCUCACUACUUCCAUUGCCCCUAUGUUGAACCCUUUCAUCUACACACUUCGGAACAAGCAAGUCAAGCAAGCCUUCUGGGACUCCAUAAAAAGAAUUGUAAUAGUUCCCAAGAAAUAA
Microtus oregoni (creeping vole) is the source of this 573-nucleotide messenger RNA. RefSeq names its product olfactory receptor 6C2-like. The record is from RefSeq and is a predicted model, not a curated record. The transcript has 2 exons. Gene Ontology annotation, molecular function: olfactory receptor activity. Gene Ontology annotation, biological process: G protein-coupled receptor signaling pathway. Lineage: Eukaryota; Metazoa; Chordata; Mammalia; Rodentia; Cricetidae. Bases 1 to 573 code for a protein of 190 amino acids. Gene Ontology annotation, cellular component: membrane.